This is a messenger RNA of Limanda limanda (common dab), 228 nucleotides long. Its product is annotated as retinal cone rhodopsin-sensitive cGMP 3',5'-cyclic phosphodiesterase subunit gamma-like. Gene Ontology annotation, molecular function: 3',5'-cyclic-nucleotide phosphodiesterase activity; cGMP binding. NCBI's taxonomy places the organism in Eukaryota, Metazoa, Chordata, Actinopteri, Pleuronectiformes, Pleuronectidae. Gene Ontology annotation, cellular component: photoreceptor outer segment membrane. The transcript has 3 exons. The record is from RefSeq and is a predicted model, not a curated record. Gene Ontology annotation, biological process: visual perception; positive regulation of epidermal growth factor receptor signaling pathway; positive regulation of G protein-coupled receptor signaling pathway. The coding region runs from base 1 to 228 and encodes 75 amino acids.
AUGAACGCAGCAGUCGCAGCACCCGGAGGCAACAAGGCCGCCCCCCCCACGUUCAAACAGAAGGAGACGAGACAGUUCAAGAGCAAAGCUCCCAAAGCUGGACAGAAGAGGGGGGGGUUUGACGAUGUUCCAGGGAUGGAGAGUCUUGGAGGUGCGGAGGUGGUCUGUCCCUGGGAGGCGUUUGGAGACAUGGAGCUGAGCGACCUGGCUCAGUUCGGCCUGGUUUAG